AUGUCCCUUCCGACGAGCGACUCUGGACAGCACGACAACCAUGCAUCGUAUUGGAUAUGCUUGCAACACGACAAGGAGUCGGCCGAGACCGAUGAUUAUCAAACCAAUCAAUUACUUUCAAGGGUGCAGCUGCCCAGCCCCAUCAGCCCGCUCGCACAGGGUUUCUUCGACGAGUCCGUACCAAACUUUGGAGGGGUGUACACUAGAAAGGGUUCGAAUCCUAGGAUGCAGCACUUCGUGGAAGAAUCGGAUUUAGUCCUCCAUCUAGGCGCUCUCGACGCCGAUGCCACCAGCUAUCUUGGAUCGACAACCAUGAAAGAAGCAACCACGAUCAGACUUCUGCCGGAGGAGGUCGUGAUAGGCGCAAGCUUUGGGAUAUUCGACACAAGGCUUCUACAAGACAAUUUGCUCAUCGGCAGCGCGCAAAGGGCUGCGUUGGUGGCCGGAGAUGACAACGGUAGCUUUCAACCGACCUGUCAAGAAAUCAGCACCAUGAUCAAGCAGUGCCUACAAGCCAUCAUGUGGGCAGACCUAAGUAACUUCUCCACAAAUCUCAGGUACGGGAGCUGA
Molecule: messenger RNA, 570 nt
Organism: Rhinocladiella mackenziei CBS 650.93
Lineage: Eukaryota; Fungi; Ascomycota; Eurotiomycetes; Chaetothyriales; Herpotrichiellaceae
Exons: 3
Coding region: 1-570 (189 amino acids)
Molecular function (GO): carboxy-lyase activity
Source: RefSeq, a predicted model, not a curated record